Pseudophryne corroboree (corroboree frog) is the source of this 8333-nucleotide messenger RNA. RefSeq names its product RNA-binding protein Nova-2-like. Gene Ontology annotation, molecular function: mRNA binding. Gene Ontology annotation, biological process: regulation of alternative mRNA splicing, via spliceosome; mRNA splicing, via spliceosome. The transcript is spliced from 4 exons. Lineage: Eukaryota; Metazoa; Chordata; Amphibia; Anura; Myobatrachidae. The record is from RefSeq and is a predicted model, not a curated record. Gene Ontology annotation, cellular component: cytoplasm; nucleus. The coding region runs from base 429 to 1739 and encodes 436 amino acids.
UCUCCUUUGUAGAGAUGAUAAUUUGCAGCCUGAUUACAGCCAUAGACAAUUGUUUUCCUCAGUUUUAUUCUUGGGGUGAUCACAAAGACUCCCCAAAUCCCAUCCCCAAACCUCCCAUCCAGCCGUCUUCCCUGCUAUUCCCCUUCCCCCUCUCAUCCUCUUUCCUACUACAAACCCUCUUCCACGUCCCAUUUCCUUCCUCCUUUUGUAUUUUCCCAUCCCUGGCUUUUUUGUUCUCUACGGUGGGGGAGGGAUCCAUGAAAUGAGAAAACCUGAGGACAACAAGGAGCUCUGCCAUUAGAGCAUCACAAUCUCUCAGAUUUGCUUCUUUAAUGGGAUUGUGAGACCACCCCCCGCCCCCACCCUCCGCUUUCUCCAGUCCUUUCUCUCUCUUCCUCAGUGUCACAGUCCCUGCCUAUAGGGAUAUAAUGGCUGGAGGUUCUCUCCACCAGAAUGCCCCUUACCCACCGCCUCAGCAGCAGCAGCACACUCCACAGAUGGAGACAGAAGCUUCAGACUCCAGGAAGAGACCCCUGGAGACACCUACCGAGGCUUCCAGCACCAAGAGGUCCAACACAGCAGCAGAAGACGGCGAGCUCUUCCUGAAGGUGCUAAUACCCAGUUAUGCCGCGGGUUCUAUUAUCGGGAAAGGCGGUCAGACCAUUGUCCAGCUACAGCGGGAGACGGGCGCAACUAUCAAACUCUCCAAAUCCAAGGAUUUUUAUCCAGGGACAACAGAACGGGUCUGUUUGGUGCAAGGAACAGCAGAGGCUCUGCUUUCUGUACACAAUUUCAUUGCAGAGAAAGUGCGGGAAGUGCCACAAGGAACAGCUAAAAGCGACCUGGGAGUCCUUAUUCCCACCCAAAACAACAUGAGUGCGGAGCGUGCCAAACAGGCCAAACUCAUCGUUCCCAACACAACAGCUGGUCUGAUCAUUGGCAAGGGUGGUGCCACUGUGCGGAGCAUAAUGGAGGAAUCUGGGGCAUGGGUCCAACUCUCACAGAAACCUGCAGGGCCAAACCUUCAGGAACGAGUGGUGACAGUGAGUGGGGAAGCUGGUCAGGUUGAACGUGCCAUGCAAAGCAUUAUACACAAAGCACGAGAGGACCCACCUCAGGGGACCUCCCAUCUCAACAUCAGCUACAUCAACUCACAGGGUCCUGUUGCCAACUCCAACCCUACAGGAUCACCCUAUGCUGGAGGGACCGCGGAACCAGCCAUUUCCCCCUUUCCAGCUGCACCACCAGCUCCACCAGCCAUCUCAGGUGGAGACCUCUUGGCCAUCUCUACUGCCCUAAAUACUUUGGCCAGUUAUGGUUACAGCACAGGUAUGGGUUUCAACCCUCUGGUGGGUAGUGUCCACCCAGCAGCUGUCAGUCUGCUGGCAUCCUACACUGGCGAAGCUGGUCCAGCUCUGGGGAUUGGAGGGGGAGGGAUUCUCAUGGAGAAGCUGGCUGCAGAGAGUGUUUCAGGCAAGGAGACUCUGGAGAUGGCUGUCCCAGAAACACUGGUUGGGGCAAUACUGGGAAAAGGUGGUAAGACACUGAUUGAGUACCAAGAACUGACAGGAGCUCGAAUCCAGAUCUCAAAGAAAGGGGAAUUUGUUCCAGGAACGAGAAGCAGGAAGGUGACCAUCACAGGACCUCCCGGCGCAACGCAAGCGGCACAGUAUCUCAUUGGGCAGAGAGUGGCUUACGAGCAAGGUGUGCGGUCUAGCAACCCGCAAAAAGUGGGGUAAAAACGAGACAUGAGGUGGGGAGAUUGGUGGGUGCGUGUGGGGGAAAAGAUAAUAUAAUGGGGAAACGUGAGAACCUGUAGGUUGGGAAGUUUUGGUCUGUGUGAGGGAUAAUGGGGGCUUGAACCUUCAUGGCAGCAGGACCUGAUCAUCUUAUACUGUACAGUAAUGGAAACGGAUCUGGGGAAUACGCUCCUCGAAGGCUACAAAGCUCAAGUUCAGAAUGGAAAGUGUUAUAUUAUUAACCCUAAAAAUGUGAAGAUUCCAAUGUUCAUCUAAAACAAUAGCAAUAAGAGCAGAUUUUGCACUGAAGUGACCAGUCCAUAUGUGCCCCCUCCAUAACACCUGACACAGGGACGGGUGAUACGCACCAGGCGCCAUAUAGAUAGCGGCGGGAAUACCGGUGUGACAUCAUCACUCUGAGAGGAGUCAUUACCUGCAGGGUGACACAGGGAGGGGUGAUACGCACCAGGCGCCAUAUAGAUAGCGGCGGGAAUACCGGUGUGACAUCAUCACUCUGAGAGGAGCCAUUACCUGCAGGGUGACACAGGGAGGGGUGAUACACACCAGGCGCCAUAUAGAUAGCGGCGGGAAUACCGGUGUGACAUCAUCACGCAGGGUGACACAGGGAGGGGUGAUACGCACCAGGCACCAUAUAGAUAGCGACGGGAAUACCGGUGUGACAUCAUCACUCUGAGAGGAGCCAUUACCUGCAGGGUGACACAGGGAGGGGUGAUACGCACCAGGCGCCAUAUAGAUAGCGGCGGGAAUACCGGUGUGACAUCAUCAUGCAGGGUGACACAGGGAGGGGUGAUACGCACCAGGCGCCAUAUAGAUAGCGACGGGAAUACCGGUGUGACAUCAUCACGCAGGGUGACAGAGGGAGGGGUGAUACGCACCAGGCGUCAUAUAGAUAGCGGCGGGAAUACCGGUGUGACAUCAUCACUCUGAGAGGAGACGUUCCCUGCAGGGUGACACAGGGAGGGGUGAUACGCACCAGGCGCCAUAUAGAUAGCGGCGGGAAUACCGGUGUGACAUCAUCACUCUGAGAGGAGUCAUUACCUGCAGGGUGACACACAGAGCCGGCCCUAACCAAUAUGAUGCCCUAGGCAAGAUUUUGGCUGGUGCCCCCUAGCACCACCACUGGUUCCGCCUCUGACCUUGCACCUCUUUCCCAGCACCAUCACCCCUCACCUAUAGCAGUCCUUAUUUUGGUGUUUGUACACCCUACAUUUUAAAUAGGAACAGUUCGCACAUUUGGCGCACAGCCCAAAAAGGGGUGUUUUUUUGCUGGCAAGGGGCAUGGCCACACAAUAACCCCAAUUCCAAUUACGCCACACAGUACUGCAACUUUAUUCACAUUUGAUCAUGCAAUAAUGUCCAUAAUUUAUAUUAGAUCCCACAGUAGUAUCACUUUACCUUAUAAACGUUACUCCUCACAGUAGAGCCCCUUAUUCACAUUACAUCACACUGACUUGCUCCUUAUUCACAUUACACCACACCCUAUUGCUCUUUAUUCACAUUAGACGACACAGUAGUGCCCUUUCCAUACGCAACGCCACAUAGUAGAGCACCUUAUACACAUAAUUCCACACAGUAAUGCCCCUUACACAUAUGGGACACAUUAUUAAUGUCCUUAUAAACAUAAUGCGCCUUACACAUUAUGACAACCUUUAUUAAUGCCCUUUUACACAUAAUGUCCCUUACACAUAUGCCGCACAUUAUUAAUACCCUUAUACACAUAAUGACACACAUAGUGCCCCCUACACAUUUGCUGCACAUUAUUAGUGCCCCUAUACACAUAAUGACACACAUACAGUAGUACCCUGUUACACAUAUGCCGCACAUUAUUAAUGCCCUUAUACACAUAAUGACACACAUAGUGCCCCUUACACAUAUGUUGCACAUUAUUAAUGCAUUUUUACAUGACACACAUACUGCACCUUACACAUAUUCUGAACACUACUGCACAACCAACCCACUCACAUGCACACAGCACUCACACUGCCACUAACACUGUGACCUCUGCCUCUGCUUGGAUACAGAUGUGUCCUCAUAAAUCUUGCCUCAAUGCUAAUGUUGGGCACACCUUUUUUUAAUGAAAAUUAUUUGCAUUGAUAUGUGGCUAGGAUGCACAAGCAGCUUCUGCUGAUUAAACUGAUAUGCAGCAUGCCUAUAUACUGUGUGAGACUGUGGCUGUAUCUGCAUAUGAAAUGCUACACACAGAAUAUAGGCAUGCUGCAUAUCAUUUUAAUCAGCAGAAGCUGCUGAUGUCCCUAGGCAUAUCAAAUGCCCUAGGCAAGUGCCUAGUUUGCCUAUGCCUGUGGCCGGCUCUGGUGACACAGGGAGGGGUGAUACGCACCAGGCGUCAUAUAGAUAGCGGCGGGAAUAGCGGUGUGACAUCAUCACGCAGGGUGACAGAGGGAGGGGUGAUACGCACCAGGCGUCAUAUAGAUAGCGGCGGGAAUACCGGUGUGACAUCAUCACUCUGAGAGGAGACAUUACCUGCAGGAUGACACAGGGAGGGGUGAUACGCACCAGGCGCCAUAUAGAUAGUGGCGGGAAUACCGGUGUGACAUCAUCACUCUGAGAGGAGACAUUACCUGCAGGGUGACACAGGGAGGAGUGAUACGCACCAGGCGUCAUAUAGAUAGCGGCGGGAAUAGCGGUGUGACAUCAUCACGCAGGGUGACAGAGGGAGGGGUGAUACGCACCAGGCGUCAUAUAGAUAGCGGCGGGAAUACCGGUGUGACAUCAUCACUCUGAGAGGAGACAUUACCUGCAGGAUGACACAGGGAGGGGUGAUACGCACCAGGCGCCAUAUAGAUAGUGGCGGGAAUACCGGUGUGACAUCAUCACUCUGAGAGGAGACAUUACCUGCAGGGUGACACAUAUGCCGCACAUUAUUAAUACCCUUAUACACAUAAUGACACACAUAGUGCCCCUACACAUUUGCUGCACAUUAUUAGUGCCCCUAUACACAUAAUGACACACAUACAGUAGUACCCUGUUACACAUAUGCCGCACAUUAUUAAUGCCCUUAUACACAUAAUGACACACAUAGUGCCCCUUACACAUAUGCUGCACAUUAUUAAUGCAUUUUUACAUGACACACAUAAUGCACCUUACACAUAUUCUGAACACUACUGCACAACCAACCCACUCACAUGCACACAGCACUCACACUGCCACUAGCACUGUGACCUCUGCCUCUGCUUGGAUACAGAUGUGUCCUCAUAAAUCUUGCCUCAAUGCUAAUGUUGGGCACACCUUUUUUUAAUGAAAAUUAUUUGCAUUGAUAUGUGGCUAGGAUGCACAAGCAGCUUCUGCUGAUUAAAAUGAUAUGCAGCAUGCAUAUAUACUGUGUGAGACUGUGGCUGUAUCUGCAUAUGAAAUGCUACACACAGAAUAUAGGCAUGCUGCAUAUCAUUUUAAUCAGCAGAAGCUGCUGAUGUCCCUAGGCAUAUCAAAUGCCCUAGGCAAGUGCCUAGUUUGCCUAUGCCUGUGGCCGGCUCUGGUGACACAGGGAGGGGUGAUACGCACCAGGCGUCAUAUAGAUAGCGGCGGGAAUAGCGGUGUGACAUCAUCACGCAGGGUGACAGAGGGAGGGGUGAUACGCACCAGGCGUCAUAUAGAUAGCGGCGGGAAUACCGGUGUGACAUCAUCACUCUGAGAGGAGACAUUACCUGCAGGAUGACACAGGGAGGGGUGAUACGCACCAGGCGCCAUAUAGAUAGUGGCGGGAAUACCGGUGUGACAUCAUCACUCUGAGAGGAGACAUUACCUGCAGGGUGACACAGGGAGGAGUGAUACGCACCAGGCGUCAUAUAGAUAGCGGCGGGAAUAGCGGUGUGACAUCAUCACGCAGGGUGACAGAGGGAGGGGUGAUACGCACCAGGCGUCAUAUAGAUAGCGGCGGGAAUACCGGUGUAACAUCAUCACUCUGAGAGGAGACGUUCCCUGCAGGGUGAUACAGGGAGGGGUGAUACGCACCAGGCGUCAUAUAGAUAGUGGCGGGAAUACCGGUGUGACAUCAUCACUCUGAGAGGAGACGUUCCCUGCAGGGUGACACAGAGAGGGGUGAUACGCACCAGGCGUCAUAUAGAUAGCGGCGGGAAUACCGGUGUGACAUCAUCACUCUGAGAGGAGACGUUCCCUGCAGGGUGAUACAGGGAGGGGUGAUACGCACCAGGCGCCAUAUAGAUAGUGGCGGGAAUACCGGUGUGACAUCAUCACGCAGGGGGACACAGGGAGGGGUGAUACGCAGCAGGCGUCAUAUCGAUAGCGGCAGGAAUACCGGUGUGACAUCAUCACUCUGAGAGGAGACAUUAUCUGCAGGGUGACACAGGGAGGGGUAAUACGCACCAGGCGCCAUAUAGAUAGCGGCGGGAAUACCGGUGUGACAUCAUCACUCUGAGAGGAGACAUUACCUGCAGGGUGAUACAGGGAGGGGUGAUACGCACCAGGCGCCAUAUAGAUAGUGGCGGGAAUACCGGUGUGACAUCAUCACGCAGGGUGACACAGGGAGGGGUGAUACGCACCAGGCAUCCUAUAGAUAGCGGCGGGAAUACCGGUGUGACAUCAUCACGCAGGGUGACAGAGGGAGGGGUGAUACGCACCAGGCGUCAUAUAGAUAGCGGCGGGAAUACCGGUGUGACAUCAUCACGCAGGGUGACACAGGGAGGGGUGAUACGCACCAGGCGUCAUAUAGAUAGCGGCGGGAAUACCGGUGUGACAUCAUCACGCAGGGUGACACAGGGAGGGGUGAUACGCAUCAGGCGUCAUAUAGAUAGCGGCGGGAAUACCGGUGUGACAUCAUCACUCUGAGAGGAGACAUUACCUGCAGGGUGACACAGGGAGGGGUGAUACGCACCAGGCGCCAUAUAGAUAGUGGCGGGAAUACCGGUGUGACAUCAUCACGCAGGGUGACACAGGGAGGGGUGAUACGCACCAGGCGUCAUAUAGAUAGCGGCGGGAAUACCGGUGUGACAUCAUCACGCAGGGUGACACAGGGAGGGGUGAUACGCAUCAGGCGUCAUAUAGAUAGCGGCGGGAAUACCGGUGUGACAUCAUCACUCUGAGAGGAGACAUUACCUGCAGGGUGACACAGGGAGGGGUGAUACGCACCAGGCGCCAUAUAGAUAGCGGCGGGAAUACCGAUGUAAAACCAUCACUCUGAGAGGAGACAUUACCUGCAGGGUGACACAGGGAGGGGUGAUAUGCACCAGGCGCCAUAUAGAUAGUGGCGGGAAUACCGGUGUGACAUCAUCACGCAGGGUGACAGAGGGAGGGGUGAUACGCACCAGGCGUCAUAUAGAUAGCGGCGGGAAUACCGGUGUGACAUCAUCACGCAGGGUGACAGAGGGAGGGGUGAUACGCACCAGGCGCCAUAUAGAUAGCGGCGGGAAUACCGGUGUGACAUCAUCACUCUGAGAGGAGACAUUACAUGCAGGGUGACACAGGGAGGGGUGAUACGCACCAGGCGUCAUAUAGAUAGCGGCGGGAAUACCGGUGUGACAUCAUCACGCAGGUGGACACAUGGAGGGGUGAUACGCACCAGGCGUCAUAUAGAUAGCGACGGGAAUACCGGUGUGACAUCAUCACUAUGAGAGGAGUCAUUACCUGCAGGGUGACACAGGGAGGGGUGAUACGCACCAGGCGCCAUAUAGAUAGCGGCGGGAAUACCUGUGUGACAUCAUCACUCUGAGAGGAGACAUUAACUGCAGGGUGACACAGGGAGGGGUGAUACGCACCAGGCGUCAUAUAGAUAGCGGCGGGAAUACCGGUGUGACAUCAUCACGCAGGGUGACACAGGGAGGGGUGAUACGCACCAGGCGUCAUAUAGAUAGCGGCGGGAAUACCGGUGUGACAUAAUCACGCAGGGUGACACAUGGAGGGGUGAUACGCACCAGGCGUCAUAUAGAUAGCGGCGGGAAUACCGGUGUGACAUCAUCACGCAGGGUGACAGAGGGAGGGGUGAUACGCACCAGGCGUCAUAUAGAUAGCGGCGGGAAUACCGGUGUGACAUCAUCACUCUGAGAGGAGACAUUACCUGCAGGGUGACACAGGGAGGGGUGAUACGCACCAGGCGCCAUAUAGAUAGCGGCGGGAAUACCGGUGUGACAUCAUCACGCAGGGGGACACAUGGAGGGGUGAUACGCACCAGGCGUCAUAUAGAUAGUGGCGGGAAUACCGGUGUGACAUCAUCACGCAGGGUGACACAGGGAGGGGUGAUACGCACCAGGCGUCAUAUGGAUAGCGGCGGGAAUACUGGUGUGACAUCAUCACGCAGGGGGACACAUGGACUGCUCACAGAUGGUAUGGGGAUCCCACGUACUCACAGAUGUGUGCCAAAUACAGUCUAUACCUAGAACUAGUGCCAAACCCCACUACCCCUGCACGUAUCCGGCCCUUAGGGUCCCUCGAGGGCUCUUAUAACAGUCUGGCUGAUCUUACUUCUCUUCAGCUGCUUUUCUGGUCAAAUAAAAAUCCAAAACUGUACAUUGUAACGCAGAUGUAGAUAUUUCUUGAGGCUAUAAAAAGAAAAGGCUCAAUUUUGUGUAGAAAUUGUCAAAAUUCAUUAAAUCCAUUAAAGAA